GUGGGAGUCGUGGUUUGCAUAUUGACAAGGUGUUAGAGGCUCCGCCACUGGACCCUGACUUUGGAAGCUCUGUGAACCUGACUCCCAGCUCCUUCUCAUGCGCCUGUGUCGGGGGCCAACACUGAGCAAAGUGAACUCACAGUUUAUGUAUCAUGAACUGGAAGGUCCUCGAUCACGUGCCCCUGCUGCUGUAUAUCUUGGCAGCCAAAACACUGAUUCUCUGCCUGGCAUUUGCUGCAGUGAAAAUGUACCAAAGGAAGAGAUUGGAAGUGAAGCAACAAAAACUGGAGGCCAUAAAGAAGCAGCAUCUAGAGAAGAAAGAUAACUGAAGAAAUGGAAAGUUUUCAGGCUUUGCGAAUGUGAACUGUCCGAUUUUGCGUUUUAAAUGUCAGCCUGAGCAGACUCCAGCUAAGAAAGAGAAGAAAGAAUUAGCGAAUCAUAUGUCAGAGGACAAAUUCCCCACCUAUAGCUUUAACUUAAUGUGAAUUUUUAUAUACCUUUAAAAGAACCAGUAUUUUGUUUGGUAAAAUAAAUGUCUUUGUAAA
Molecule: messenger RNA, 545 nt
Organism: Octodon degus (degu)
Lineage: Eukaryota; Metazoa; Chordata; Mammalia; Rodentia; Octodontidae
Gene: Smim11
Product: small integral membrane protein 11A
Exons: 4
Coding region: 153-329 (58 amino acids)
Source: RefSeq, a predicted model, not a curated record